Entamoeba histolytica HM-1:IMSS is the source of this 651-nucleotide messenger RNA. RefSeq lists its product as uncharacterized. The transcript has a single exon. Gene Ontology annotation, cellular component: GINS complex. Bases 1 to 651 code for a protein of 216 amino acids. Gene Ontology annotation, biological process: mitotic DNA replication initiation. The record is from RefSeq and is a predicted model, not a curated record. NCBI's taxonomy places the organism in Eukaryota, Evosea, Mastigamoebida, Endamoebidae.
AUGGAACACCUUAUUAGUGAAGAAACAAAAGUUACUGUUCAAGCAAUUCAAGAUAUUUCUGGUCUUGGAUUUCUUGAUAAAAGUAAAGGAACAAAUAUUCCAAGUUUAACUGAAUUAACACAAACUCAACACAAUAUUGAAUCACAAAUUUUAACUUCAAAUUCACAAAAUGAUUUAUCUCUUAAUGAUUCAUCUAUUCCUGAAGGAAGAAAAUUUCAAAUACCUUUAUGGUUAGCUAUUACUUUACAAAACUAUGGUUAUGUUAGAAUUAUUGUUAAUGAAGAAUUUAAUAAAGAAUAUUCCCGUCAAUUUAUUAAAAAAGCAACUGACGUAUUUGAAGUAAAUCCUUCUUCUAUUAAUUUUAGUAAAUUCCCUUUUUAUUUUGAAGUUGGUGGAAAUAUUGCACAAGAAAUUGGUGAUGUUGAAUUAGCUAAAUCUAUUCGUAACAUGAUGUUAAUUCGUUUACGUCGUAUUUAUGAUGAAGCUUGUAAUUCAUCAGAACAAACAAAUAAAUUUGUUAGAACUUUAACUCAUUCAGAAAAAGAAUUAUAUCAAGAAAUUAUUGAUGUAAAUGCUCAAUCAAAAAAAGUUAAAACAAUGGAACUUGAUCAUGUUCAAAUGUCUUCAUUUCAUGAUAUUAUUCAUAAAUAA